AGCUUCUUUCCAAACGUAGACCGUUGUUAUGGCGAUGUCAGAUCUUUGAUAAGAGCACAAGAUGGCGGUUGUGUUGUGGUGCCUGUGGUACUUUUUUGUGCUAAUUUGUCAUAAUGUUCAGGUUGUUUGUCACAGUUUCGAUUACUGAGAAACUCACGAGGCGAGAUUUGUAACGUGGUCGUAGAUUUAGUCGCUAUCGACGUGACUAGCUAGCAGUUGGCUAGCUUGCGUUAACGUCAUAAGUCAACGUGAGCGAGCUGCUAGCUCGAGAGGGGGGAGCUAUCACUUUCUCAACUCACAUUUCAAACAAAAGCUGACUAAAGAGAUUAAAUACUGAAACGUUCACCAAACUACACACGCACCAAUGGGUUUUUAAUGGGUUUUAAACGCGCAGAAGAUGAUUGCAGUAUGUUUCAUAAUCAUUUAGUGACUUUGAAAAAGUUUCUUGCGCUGACAUUGAAUCCAGUGGAAGUGAUUGUCGUGAGGACGGUGUACCUCAUGCUUGUAUUGUGUGACAUGUUGGUUCACGCAGGAGUGGCUUCUCGCGCAGUAGGAUGGCCUGACGAUGCCUCCAGUAAUUUCUUUCUUCAGGUUAUGCAAUCACGGGACUGUCCACAAUCCGUAAAUGUAAUUGCUUUUUGCUCAGCGGUUUUGAUUAUUUUAUUUGAGAUGGAAUGUCACGGCCAUGUGCCUCAAAGCAUUGGUUGCCAUGGCAACGUCUGGAUACUCCGAAGACCUUCAGCCUCAGCAGGCCAACACAGUAACCAUAGCAACACCUGCUUCCACCACACCCUCAUCCGCAAAGACUGCACACUUCCUGUCUGAGAUCCCACCAGCCUCUGGAACCGUUUCGUCAGCUAACCAGUCAACUGCUGCUUCUAAAACUGGACAGGAUGCACUUUGUUCUCAGGCUCCGCCCACCCAAGCCCAGAGCCAGAAGGCGGUGGUUCUGACUACUCCCACACAGCACUACGUGAACCCUAAUCUUCAGCCUUCUCCAGUCCAGAAGAGUAAUGGUCAAAGCAGCUCACCUCAGUACAUCAUAGUAACAAUUCCAGAUGACUCCGUGCCCUCCAGUGACAGUUUGUCAGACUCCAGCCCGCCCGCCCCUGGUGUACCUACUCAGGUGGUCCAAUCAGUGCAGACCACCCCACAGAGGUCAGUGUUGCAAGCCGUGUCUCAGGCAGCCAAGAGGAAUCAGACAGGCCACGUCAACAAUCUGCAGUCUGUGCAUAUAAGCCCAGAGGUGGAGCAUGUGUACUCUGGCCAGGUCCAAUAUGUGGAUGGAGCAGGAGAUGCAACUUUCACCACACCCACCAUUCGACCGAACAAUUACCCCUUCUCCGAGUCGCCCCUGUAUUCCCAGACACCUCCUACGUCUGCCACCACCUUCUACGAGGCCACGCCCAGCUCUGAGUCAGACAUCACUGGAUCUGUGACUUCACAGCCAGUUUCUGUGGCAACAGCAGGAGCCAGCAGCACAGCAGCUGCUGCAGGUGGAGGUGGUUACGUUAUUCAAGGAGGUUAUGUCUUAGGAGCAGGAGGAACUCCAACAGCAGGUGGUGGAGGAGGAGGACAGAGUUACUCCAGCCCCAACUCUCGUGCCCCACCUGCUACCGUGCAGUGGCUCUGUGAUAAUUACGAGGGGGCUGAGGGCGUGAGUUUACCUCGCUGCACCCUCUACUACCACUACCUGCUCCACUGCCAGGAGCAGAAACUAGAACCUGUUAAUGCUGCAUCUUUUGGAAAACUCAUCAGGUCUGUCUUCAUGGGGCUGCGUACACGGAGAUUAGGAACCAGAGGGAACUCUAAGUACCACUACUAUGGUCUGAGGAUCAAAUCCGGGUCACCUCUUCUCAGACUGAUGGAUGAACAACAGCACAUGGCGAUGAGGCAGCAGCCUUUCUCACAGAAAAACAGGGUAAAGCCAGUUCAGAAGUCACAGGGGAUCGCCAACGGCACUGCAGGCGGGAUAGGUCAACAACAGGGCUCGACACUUUGUGACAUUUCGGCCCAGGUGCACCAGUACCAGCAGUUCCUAGAGGCAUCAAAGACAUUGCCAGACUUUGUGGAAAUUGAUCUUCAAGAUCGAACCCUGCCCGAUGGGAUCCUUUUAGAGCACCUCAAGGCCUUUCAGACUCUGUACAGAGAACACUGUGAGGCUAUUCUGGAUGUGAUGGUCAACCUUCAGUUCACUCUCGUUGAGACCUUGUGGAAAUCAUUCUGGAGGUUUAGCCAGAGCAAUGAUGCAGAAUCACUCAACCUACACAACGAGUCUGAGAAGCGACUGCCCAAAUCGUGCCUGGUGGUGUUGUGUAAGUUUGAGCCAGUGCUACGCUGGACAAGAGAGUGUGACAACCUGCUCUACCAGACUCUGGUGGAGAUCCUCAUCUCCGAUGUACUGAGACCCAUUCCAAGUGCCUUAACUCAGGCCAUCCGUAACUUUGCCAAAAGUCUGGAAAACUGGUUGACAGGUGCCAUGAUGAACAUCCCAGAGGAGAUGGUUCGCAUAAAGGUGGUGUGCAUUGGCUCUUUCUCCCAGACGCUGCGUCGUUACACCAGUUUGAACCACCUGGCUCAGGCUGCCCGGGCCGUCCUCCAGAACUCAGCUCAGAUCAACCAGAUGCUCUCCGACCUCAAUCGGGUUGAUUUCAAUAACGUACAGGAACAGGCAUCCUGGGUUUGUCAGUGUGAAGACCGUGUGAUCCAGAGGCUGGAGCAAGACUUUAAAGCGACUCUGCAGCAGCAGAACUCUCUGGAACAGUGGGCUACCUGGCUAGAUGGUGUUGUGUCCCAGGUCCUAAAGCCCUAUGAGCACAACCCUAUGGCCCUGCCAAAGGCUGCAAAGGUUUUCCUGCUAAACUGGUCCUUCUACAGUUCUAUGGUAAUCCGGGACUUGACUCUGCGCAGUGCUGCAAGUUUUGGGUCCUUUCAUCUGAUCCGCUUGCUGUAUGAUGAGUACAUGUACUACCUGAUCGAGCACAGAGUGGCUCAGGCUAAAGGAGAAACUCCCAUAGCAGUCAUGGCAGAAUUUGCCAGUACUGUCAAGAGCCGGACCUCUCAAGACAUUGAAAAAGAAGAGGAGGAGGAUGACGAUGAAGAUAGUGAGGAGGACAGCGGAGAUUUGGUGCUGCAGUCCAGCUCUCUGAGCGCGGUUGAUGAGGAGAAGGAGGUGAUGGAGCCGCCAGUCAAACAGCCCAGGACAAACAUAAGUCUGCACACGCUCAAUGAGACACACAGCACACCACCUUAGCUAAUCACCUGUACGGUUAGCACAAUGCUUGACACAUGCCUUUGCUUUAAGUUUCAAAUCAUGUCAUCUUGUUCUGUCGCACCACGUGAGCUCCUGGUUUGCAUGUUUGGUCGUCUGUGGUGAAAAAGUGGGAGGGCCUUUUGCCAAAUUUUCUAUGCUGUACUGUUUGUGCUGCAACCUUUAUGUUUGCCUUCACGUGAUCAUUUCACAAUCCUCCCUUUGUUCCCUGUGCCUUCCCUGCCUUUUCAGUGGCUGCUCCUGCUCAGCCUGAAUUAUAUAUACAUAUAUUAUUGAUUCCCUCCCAUCCCGCCUUAACCACUGACCUGAUUGCUGUGGAGAGAUUCAUUGUCCUCUAAACUCAAAUAUCACUUUAAUUACCUUUAACACAAUGACUAUGCAGGGGAGCUGAACUUUUGAAUGAAUGGUAUUGUCUGAAAAAUAUAUUUGUUUAAGAGUAGCAUCUGGAAUGAUACUGCAUCAUGAAUUUUUGUUGGCACAUGGACGUUGAGUGAAAGGUAUUUGGCUUUAUAAAUGCGACUUCUUAUUCAUUUGGCCAACUAACUGAUACGCUGUGCCUUUUGAGAGAUUUCUAGGCUUAAAAAAAGGUUGUGCUCUAUAUAUUCUGUAUCGGUGGUUUAAUAAAUGAACGUCCUGUGAAGUAGUCGUGGUGUUGUCAUGAACUUUUUGUAGCUGUUAAAAGAAAAAAAGGUGAUCGUCUAGUUUUGUGAUGAUUCUGCCUGGUUUGUUGGUCUUCAUCCAUUCGUCAUCCAUCCUUUCUUUCAACAUCAUCAUCAUCUUUCUUUCACACACAAACAUACAGAUGACUCAAGUGCAAACCCCCCCCCCACACACACGCAUUUCAUAGAUACUGUUCAACGCAUGUGUGGGCAACACAAGGCCAAAGCUUUCCCACCUGAUCAGCUCCACAUAUUUUGCAAUCUUUGUACCAGCUAGAUGUACCAGCUAUCUCAAAGUUUUUGUAGUGUAAGAGUAGAUGUUUAUUUUCAGAAAGUGUGUAUGCUGGACGUUUGUAGAUAACUUAUAUUAUGUACCUUUUUGUGAACGACGUAAUAUAUCCAAAAUAUUCGUAUGUUGUUUAACCAUUAUUGCCUUAAUAAGUAUGUCGUGGUAUGUCCACCAGCCAGAGUCUUGAGCUAUAUUUUUAUUGUGAUGAUGGACCAAGCAUGUGAGUAUGGUGACUUAAGAUUAACCCCCUCAAAGAGCACACGCUCAACCAGCAGCAAUGUGUAAGUGUGGGACUGAGGGGAAAAGAAAUAAAAAUAUUGUAAUGGUAGUUGGAUGUCCCUCAGGACCACCUGAUUACAAAGAUGUCACCAAAGAACAUUACAAAGGAGAAAAAAAGUAUGUUUACAUUUAUAUAUAAAUAUAGAUAUGUGAGAGCAGGCUACAAAAUCUGACUCGAAUUAAAGUUAACCGCUAACUGCGAUGUCGUACAAACUGUGCCGUGGAUUCUGUCCCUUGCUUGUGCUGCAGAACCAUUUCUGAACGAGGUUCUUGCUGUUAUUCUGAAGACCUUUGUACUUAAACCUGUGAUCAACGUUUGUAGCUUUAUUCUCACUGUUACAACUAAAGAGAUGUGAUUGCUAUCAAAA
This is a messenger RNA of Oreochromis aureus, 4866 nucleotides long. It is a transcript of the gene rfx1b, whose product is annotated as regulatory factor X, 1b (influences HLA class II expression). Gene Ontology annotation, cellular component: nucleus. Gene Ontology annotation, biological process: regulation of transcription by RNA polymerase II. Gene Ontology annotation, molecular function: RNA polymerase II cis-regulatory region sequence-specific DNA binding; DNA-binding transcription factor activity, RNA polymerase II-specific. The record is from RefSeq and is a predicted model, not a curated record. Lineage: Eukaryota; Metazoa; Chordata; Actinopteri; Cichliformes; Cichlidae. The transcript has 18 exons. Bases 686 to 3253 code for a protein of 855 amino acids.